UUUAUUUGCUGAUUUGGAUUAUUGUAAUGAAAAAACUUACAGAAAGGAGUAAAUUGUGAAAUGAUGUACAAAUUUUACACAUUAUUAUUGGUUUUGUUUGGUCUGAACGGUGUAUAUGGCCAUGUAUUUACUUCUAGUGCAAAAUUUAGACAAUUUCUGGAGCAAAGAGAAAACAUUACAGAAAAAAUUGGUGAAUACAUUGAAUAUGAAAGAGAACGAUUGAUAGUUUUAAAUAAAAGCACUGGUUAUGAAGAUGAUAUAGAGUAUGCGAAAAUAAGAAUUGAAGAUCUUACCCAGUUAUUGUCAGAAGUUAAAAAGAAUAAAACAGAAAGUAAAGAGGAUUCUAUUGAUGAAAUCAUUCAUAAUCCAGUGAAAGCUUAUGUCAUCAUAAAGCAUUUCGUAGCAAAUUACAGAACUAAGUUCUCCAAUCAAACUAAAUAUGGAUAUAAAUAUCACAGAGUUUUGGAUUGUCCGCAGUUUAAUAGCCCAACAAUCAUUGAACAAAGAGAUGCGCUUGAUGCCAUUCUAAGAAUUCAAACUAUACAUGAAUUGUCAGCUGAUGAUAUUAUGAAUGGAAGGUUCAUGGGACGCAACUCUCCUAAGCUAACUGCAGCUGACGCCUACAUUUUUGGCGCUACAGCACACAACGAAAACUUGAUUGAUAUUGCGAAUGAUUGGAUAAGUAUAGCAUGGGAACGCUUGAACGGUGAUGUGACCAAAGCUACAUUCAAUUGGAAAGAUGCUUUAAGGAGGCUUAUACUGUUGAAGCACUCGCGACAUGAGAAGGAGAAAACGAGCGAAUUAUUAAAUAUUGGCGUUAAAAAAGAUACAGGGAAUAUAUUUCACAAGAUGUAUUUAGCACACAGAGGAGAUCGACUACCAUAUCAUGUCGAUUAUUCACCAUGGCCGAUAUGGUCCAUCAAAAGAAGACUGUGCAAUCAAAAACAUAUUCAGCCUAUGCAGAACACCACCAAUUUAAGAUGUAAAUACCGAUCAGCUAUGUCGAGGCCUAUUUACAGUAUGUAUAGGGAGGAGGUUAUCAACAAUAAACCCUAUAUUAGUAUUAUCCAUGGUUUCCUCACAGACACAGAGGUGGAUUCUUUGAUUCAGACUGCUUCACUAAACUUGACAUUACCCAAAGAACAACGUAACACUUACUUUGAAGUAGCUUCUCUGGAUGUUGACGAUGACACCAGUAGGUUGGUUUCCAGUAAAAUAUCCAACAUGUUCAGAUACAAUCUAAAGUCUUCCAACAUGCCUAAGUUGAUCAACUAUGGUCUUGGAGGCUAUCUUGAAGAAGAAUACAAAGUUCAAGGUGUUUUAAAUGCAUUAGCUUCCUUAACAAUAUUUUUAUCUGACAUAGAAGAAAGCGGUCGUACAAUCUUUACUAAACUAGGAAUAAGUGUUCCUUCACAAAAGGGGAAUUUGUUAUAUUGGUUCAACAAAGAAGCAAACGAUCAUGACCAGCUUCAAAAACAAAAGUAUUCGUGCCCUGUUGUUUUUGGGGAGAAAUGGGAUCUAACGACAAGUAUUAAAGUAACAGACUAUGUCAAGAUAUGUAAAAGAAGAAGAAAGACUAAGCGAAUAUAA
Molecule: messenger RNA, 1590 nt
Organism: Lottia gigantea (owl limpet)
Lineage: Eukaryota; Metazoa; Mollusca; Gastropoda; Lottiidae
Exons: 13
Coding region: 61-1590 (509 amino acids)
Biological process (GO): peptidyl-proline hydroxylation to 4-hydroxy-L-proline
Cellular component (GO): endoplasmic reticulum
Molecular function (GO): iron ion binding; procollagen-proline 4-dioxygenase activity; protein binding
Source: RefSeq, a predicted model, not a curated record